Molecule: messenger RNA, 2249 nt
Organism: Myxocyprinus asiaticus (Chinese sucker)
Lineage: Eukaryota; Metazoa; Chordata; Actinopteri; Cypriniformes; Catostomidae
Product: follistatin-related protein 3-like
Exons: 5
Coding region: 155-898 (247 amino acids)
Biological process (GO): multicellular organism development; negative regulation of activin receptor signaling pathway; regulation of BMP signaling pathway
Molecular function (GO): activin binding; protein binding
Source: RefSeq, a predicted model, not a curated record
GCAAAAAAAAAAAAAAAAAAAAAAAAAAAAAAAUUAAAUAAAUAAAUAAAAAAAGUCUGUGCAGACUUCCUAUCAAACUAAAUAGUUCUAAGGAAAGAGGCUGGUUACUCCAAACAUCUGUGCAAAGAAGAUUUUUUUUUUUUUUUUAAACAGCAUGAUGAACUUUCUGGCUAUUUUACACUGUGUGAUACUUAUUUCAUUGUGCGCAAUACUUGGAAAACAUCGAGCGAACGCUGGCAUGUGCUGGUUGCAGCAGGGACCGGAGCAACGCUGUGAUAUGGUGCUCAUGAGGGGCGUGAGCAGGGAGGAGUGCUGUGCAUCUGGCCGUCUGGACACCGCCUGGUCCAAUACCAGUCUGCCCAUCAAUGAAGUCAGCCUGCUGGGAUUCCUGGGAAUAGUUUCCUGCAAGCCGUGCAAAGACAACUGUGAAGGGGUCAACUGCAGCCCUGGAAAGGUGUGCAGGAUGAAGGCAGGACGUCCGCAGUGCAUAUGCUCUCCAGACUGUUCCAACAUCUCCACUAAACAUGCCGUGUGUGGGAGUGAUGGGAACUCGUACAAUGAUGAGUGUGCGCUCCUGAUGGCUCGCUGCAUAGGUCACCCUGACCUGGAGAUUAUGUACCAGGGGGAAUGCAAAAAGUCUUGCUCCAAUGUCGUAUGCCCUGGUACACACACCUGUGUGACGGACCAGACCAACAGCGCCCACUGUGUUAUGUGCCGCACUGCGCCAUGCCCGAUGCCCAUGGUCACUGAGCAAACCAUCUGCGGCAAUGAUAACAUCACUUACCCUAGUGCCUGCCACCUGCGUAGGGCUACCUGCUUUUUGGGUCGCUCCAUAGGAGUCCGCCACUAUGGACACUGCAGAAGUUAUGAAGGCAGUGAGGAAAAUUCACUUUUCUGAGGAUGUCAGCUUUACUCAAAAUAAAUUCUGCUCCAUGUACAUAUAAUGAAGGCACAUAUAAAAUGAAAGAGCCUGUUUGAAACCAUAUAGUCUCACAACAGGGUCCUCUGUACCAAAGAACUGCUGCUGUUAUUAUAAACACAUGCAGUAGAAUAUUUAAACGGAAACGUAUGCCUUUGCUUCGCCUGUCUUUGUUUUAACAAGUAGAAUUGAACUGAUGAACUGACAAUGUGUAUAUUGUAAAUAUACUAAAAGCUACUAUUUAUUGGUGAAAAGUAAUGAAGUAAUGAAGUCAGUGUUAUUUAUGUUUAACACAUUUAAGACCAUAUUAUCCAUAGAUCAGUUGCCUAUAUCAAGGUAUUUAUUGUGUGUUUUCAUGUACAUUAUAUCAGAAGUGAAUAAUGUCAACGCACAUGAUUCAGUCCUAUGUAUGCCAGACUGAGUACAUGGAUAAAAACUGCACUAAUGCCAGCAAUUAUCUUUUUGACAAGUGUUGUCAUAGUAAGUGUAAGGGAAACUUACCGCACUUAGACACACUCCUCGUUGAGCUAAUUUAUGUCAUAGGUUGGAUACCAGGGCACCACAGCAAACAUAUAUAACCAAAAACCACUGAAAUACCUUCUUGAUCAUUCUGUUAGUCUAAAUACUGCUUAUCUAAAAUGUGCCUCUCUGAAGGAAACCAUGUAGCUGCACGGUUGAAAUUCUUAUGGACAUGGGAGACUAUUUACUCACUGAGAUAGUGUUAUGCAUGUACUGUUUGUGUUCAGAAGGAUUACUCAGCCAAAACAGCAACACUUCCAGGCCUUGUUGGUGUGGUGUUGGCUACAUUGGUGUGAAGACCAAACUGAGCCACCCACCAAGCAAUGAAAUUGAUCACAGUCUAAUGGCAGCAGUUUUUACGAGAACACUGAGAAAGUCAAAGAAUGUACAGUACAUUCCACUGUUUAAUGAUUUUCACAUUGUUGGGCUAUUUUUUAUUUUAUUUUAUUUUGUGUAUUAUGCAAGUUUUUCGGAUAAAUUGACCUUGUUAUAUAUUGAACUGGCAAAAAGAAGAAAUUCAAUGACUAGACGUUGUAAACACUCUGUCAUGUUUUUAUUCCCAGUAGUAAAUGGUGUGGUGUUAUGUGAAUAAGAGACAGAUGGUUUCACAGUUGUACUUUUGUAAAUGAUCAUUGUGUUUGUUACGAACUGUGCUGAAAUGCGUAACCUUUCAUAAGAGAUUUUAACCUGCCUGUAAAUAGAGACCUUUUGCAGUAUUUGAAUGUAUACUGUUAAAUUCAUUUUUAUCAAUGCAUUGCUAUUUUUAUAAUGAUUUACUUACAUUCCAUUUUUUAUUAAAACACAAAAUUAA